UUUCGAACUCUGCGAAUAUAUGAUACGAGAAGGUGUUGAUUGUGUACGAAAAUUCACCAUGUUGGGUUUACAUACCACCAUCCGAAAAUUUGUAACUUCCACUUCAACGAUGAGCGUUGCUAUGAAAAAUAUCACGGUCAUUGGUGGUGGUCUCAUGGGGUCAGGCAUUGCUCAGGUGGCAGCACAGACAGGACAUAAUGUUGUGUUAGUUGACAUAUCUGAGGACUUGUUAAAUAAAUCCCAAAAUAAUAUCCACAAAAGUCUGGAGAGAGUAGCUAAGAAAAAGUACCCAACCAGUCCUGAGGAUAGCCAGAAAUUUAUCUCUGAAACCCUCAGCCAAUUGACACUGAAUACAAAAGUUGAAGAUGCUGUUAAGACUAGUGAUCUUGUGAUAGAAGCCAUUGUGGAGAACUUAGAUACCAAGCAGAAGUUGUUCUAUAACCUUGACAUGUGUGCACCAGAGAAAACCAUUUUUGCCAGUAAUACUUCUUCCCUUCCAAUAAGUGAAAUUGCUUUUUCAACGCAACGCAAAGAUAGAUUUGGAGGUCUGCACUUUUUUAAUCCUGUUCCAGUCAUGAAAUUAUUGGAGGUAAUUAGGAUACCUGAAACAAGUGAUGAGACCUACAAUAAAUUGAUUGCAUUUGGAAAGCAGAUGGGAAAACAGACUGUCACAUGUAAGGAUACUCCAGGGUUCAUAGUGAAUAGACUUCUUUUACCAUACAUGUCGGAAGCUAUUAGAAUGAUGGAAAGAGGUGAUGCAAGCUGUAGAGAUAUUGACAUUGCUAUGAAAUUGGGAACUGGUUAUCCCAUGGGUCCAUUUGAGCUAGCUGACUACGUUGGAUUAGACACCACCAAGUUUAUUUUUGAUGGAUGGUAUGAACGAUAUCCAGAAAUGACACAAUUCAAAACUCCAGACCUUCUUAGCAAAUUGGUGUCAGAAGGAAAGUUCGGACAAAAGACAGGAGAAGGGUUCUAUGUAUAUGAAAAAAAAUAAAGAAAGACUGUGUGGAAUGCAACAGGUUGGAGAAUUUUAUGCUUAAACAAAUAAAUUUGUUUCUAUCUAUGGCUUUAAUCAGCAUUGAUUCAACAAAUGAUGGUUUUGUUGAUUAAAAAAGAAGAUAAACAUGGGUUUUUAUUCAUUAUUUUUGUACAUUAAAGGCAAUAAAUGCAAUAAAAGUAUAAUGUUCAACAUGA
Messenger RNA from Limulus polyphemus (Atlantic horseshoe crab), 1194 nucleotides. RefSeq names its product hydroxyacyl-coenzyme A dehydrogenase, mitochondrial-like. Lineage: Eukaryota; Metazoa; Arthropoda; Merostomata; Xiphosura; Limulidae. Gene Ontology annotation, cellular component: mitochondrion. Gene Ontology annotation, biological process: fatty acid beta-oxidation. Gene Ontology annotation, molecular function: NAD+ binding; (3S)-3-hydroxyacyl-CoA dehydrogenase (NAD+) activity. The transcript is spliced from 8 exons. Bases 20 to 994 code for a protein of 324 amino acids. The record is from RefSeq and is a predicted model, not a curated record.